AAGCAAAAGGCGAAAACCCCUCCUAAACCCUCCAACUCUCUCGCUCUCUCUCUCCCUCUCUCCAAUGCGGCUCUCUCCAACGCUGCUACGGCGGUCGAUCGGCCUCAGAUUCCUCUCGCAAUCACUCGCCGAGGCACCGUCGCCGUCUUCCGAUGGGACGACCGUGCCUCUCACUUACCUUGAGGGCUUCCCCAAGCCGGACCCCAAGUACUCGGAGACGAUCUUGGGAAUACCCAGGGAGAAGUCCGGUCGCCUCAUCUCCGCCAAGGAGAGAAAGGCCGGUCGUGUUCCAAGCAUUGUCUUCGAGCAGGCGGACGGAGAGCACGGCGGCAACAAGCGCCUCAUUUCCGUUCAGACCAAGCAGAUGAAGAAGCUCAUCACGCAGCUGGGUCAGUCCUUCUUCCUCUCUCGCCUUUUCGAUCUUGAGGUCCGCCCCGACUUCGAGUCCGACGAGAUCAUCGAGAAAGUCCGCGUUCUACCGCGCCGGAUGCAUCUACACUCGGGCACAGAUGAAGUACUUAAUGUUACAUUCAUGAGGGCCCCUUCAGGUGCUAAGUUUAAGGUCAAUGUCCCACUUGUAUACAGAGGAGAGGAUGCAUGCCCUGGGCUAAGAAAAGGGGCUUAUUUGAACACAAUUAGGAGGACAGUCCCAUUCCUUUGCCCAGCUGAUAUUGUCCCCCCAUAUAUUGAUGUAGAUUUAAGUGAGUUGGAUGUGGGGCAGAAGUUGGUGAUGAAGGAUCUCAAGGUUCAUCCUGCAAUUAGGCUAUACCAAGUUAAUGAGGACUGGCCUAUUUGCAAUGUCAGGCAUGGAAGGGGCUCUGGUAAGAAGUCUGAACAAAAGAAAUGAAGGCUGUUUAAUUGUUCCAGCAUGAAGGCCAAGAUUUUCUUCACCCUUCUUGUUGACAUGCACUCCAUGAUUUUUUUUUUUUUUAAUUUUGAAAAGCUUUGUUUUUUAUAAUUUCAGUGUUGAGGUAAACCUGUCAAAAACCAGUAAAGUUGAUCCUUUUGCGGUCAUGUUGUAA
Molecule: messenger RNA, 1022 nt
Organism: Nymphaea colorata (pocket water lily)
Lineage: Eukaryota; Viridiplantae; Streptophyta; Magnoliopsida; Nymphaeales; Nymphaeaceae
Exons: 3
Coding region: 65-847 (260 amino acids)
Biological process (GO): translation
Cellular component (GO): cytosolic large ribosomal subunit; ribosome
Molecular function (GO): structural constituent of ribosome; 5S rRNA binding
Source: RefSeq, a predicted model, not a curated record